This is a messenger RNA of Geodia barretti, 3283 nucleotides long. The record is from the annotation of a GenBank genome assembly. Lineage: Eukaryota; Metazoa; Porifera; Demospongiae; Tetractinellida; Geodiidae.
GCCCGUUGUUUGUCCCAAAGUGUGGGUUGCGGAAUUGAAGGACACCACCGCAGACAAUGUUUUCGUGACUUUAUCGGAAUGAGUAUCUACGUGUCAUGUGAAUUUGGAUUUUCGGUGAAGUUUCCCAUGAUGUCAUCCGUUCCAGAGGGGCACGUGCCGUGUCUUAUGGUGUACUGAGUAUAGAAGAUAGGUAGUGAAUAGUUGCUAUGUCGUAUCGGGAGACACCCAGUUUGUACCAAGAAUAGAUUUUCUAGCGAUUGAGUUAUCGGAAGUCGGUCAUGAGACGAGCAUAUAAAAUGGAGAGGUUUUUGUAACGAAGAGAGAAAGAGAUAGAAGCUCAACUGCUAUACCUCAAGAGUCUUUGCAGUAUCAGAAAAGAUUGAAACAUGAGUGACGAUCAGAUGGAUUACUUGGCAGCCAACACACACAGAGAUGGCCAAGAACUGCUAAACAAUGCGAAAGAAGUGCCCCAAAGUCCUUCAUCGCCUAUUGGUGAAGACGUGAUUGAAAACGAGAUUUCGGGUCGUUCUGGAGGGCCUUGCGCGCCUGAAGAUGAUAAUCUUGGAACAUGUGGACACUGCCAUCCAAUCUACCGCAUUUACUUUGCGUGUGGUUGCUACAUCACUGUCUGUGGGAGUUGCAAGCAAGACUGCUACCAAAACUGCCCACACUGUGGCUGUUACCGGAAGUGAUCGACUACAACAGAAGACUAACACGAUCACUGAGCAACAGUUUUAGCUUUAGACUGUAUACUUAAUAGUGUGUAGUGACAGUAUACUUAAUAGUGUAUAGUGACAGUAUACUUAAUAGUGUGUAGUCAGAUAGAUUGAUUUCGUAGGGAGUGAAAUAAACUCUCUCUUACUGUAAGCUCCCUCAAAGGAGCAUCAGUACUGGACGCUAACCAACGUAAUACACAGUUUCUAUCAAAACAUAUAAACAUAAUGCUACCGGUGAAUGUCAAGUGUAUUUCUUCCAUGAUGUUUUAACUUGCAAUUGACAUUUGAUAUGAUGCACACACAAAACUUGCAGCCUCUCAGACCCCAAGUCAAAUGCGAAGGCUGUAAACAGCUUUCAACUGAUGUUGACAUUUAUAGAGGGUUUGACUGCCGAACACCUCAGAACCUGUGCAGCGAGUGUAUCAAUAGAGACACUUGCCCACUACAUAAGGUCUGUAGACACAGACAUACAGCUGAUUAUGACAGCUAGAAUAUUUUUUCUGGAUUCAUUUUUGUAGUCCUUUCACUGUAUAUAUACUUCACUCAUUGUCACCACAAUUAUUUUUACACCAUGUUUUAUUGGGCUAUAUAUCAUCUAUCUUGUGAAGUGUUCAUUAAGUUUACCUAUAUAGUAUUAAUUUUUCUAGAUUCAUUUUUGUAGUCCUUCACACAAUGUUUUGCACUGCUUUCCUCUGUAUAUACUUCCAGUCAUUGUCACCACAAUCAUUUUUACGCCAAGUUUUAUUGGACUAUCAUCCCUGCAUAAACUGUUUGUUUAGCCUUGUUGAUAAGGCGGCUAUGUUUGCAUAAACUUUACACCCAGCACAGCAAUGCGCUCGUCCGCGCCGAAGUAGGCUCUCGCUCUCCGACGUGAUGGCUAAAGAACAGCAAAAGGGUUGUAAAUUUGAUAGGGCUGCUGCGGACGCAGUACUAGACGGAGGAAGUGCUAGAGCUAUGUCACUGUGUGAAGGCUGUAAACAGCUAUCAACUGAUGUUGACAUUUAUAUAGGGUUCGACUGCCGAACACCUCAGAACCUGUGCAGCGUGUGUAUCAAUAGAGACACUUGCCCACUACAUAUGGUCCGUAGACACAGACAUACAGCUGAUUAUGCCAGCUAGAAUAUUUUGGAUUCAUUUUUGUAGUUCUUUCAGUGUGUAUACUUCACUCAUUGUCACCACAAUCAUUUUUACCAGCACGAACUGUUCGUUUAGCCUUGUUGAAAAGGCGGCUAUAAUUGCCUUUCUCCCAGCGAUUUUGUUCCGCAACCGCAAUAAAGCACGGCGCGCGUGCGUGCGAGCGGACCUCGUGCAGCGGACGAAGGAUCGGACAUGGUGGCAAUCAACACUCCAUAAAUAUGAGCGUAACAAGCCCCUCUUUGUUAUCUCCGACUUCUUUCGCUUCGGAAUCAAUAAAAAGUUCUCUGCCCAGCAAGUCGGAUGGGGAAAGGAACGCAAGCAAGGAUGCAGGAGAAGGCGGAGGGGACAAGAUUGAGCAGAAGGAGUUCUUCUGGGAUCAGUUCCUCACUUACAUGGCCACCAUUAUUGCACUUUUGACGGUUCUCGACAUAACUCUGCAGUUUUUCAGGGGUGGUGGAUUAUCCUGCCGAGUCCCGUCCAAUGGGACAGAGCCGACGAGAGACGAAGUUGUUUUUAUCAACACAUUUUGCCAGCAAAGCCUCUCUCGAGCGGAGUAUUAUCCACUCUUUGUUCUCAUUCAGGGUCUCUUGCUUGCAGCACCGCAGUAUCUAUGGGCUUCUCUUUUUGGUGGAGAAUUUGACUUCUUCUUUGGUCUCGUUCAACAACUCGAUCGCCUACGAGAGAGAAAAACGGGCCAGUACCGCUCGCAAAAUUUCGAAAUUGUUGACAAGCUUGAGAAGCACUUUCCCAGAAAGUGGAGGCUCUUGAGUAUUUUUACGCUCUAUGUUACCAAACUUGGGUUACAGUUUGUUGUUAUAUUCAUAGCUAUCAUUGUCAACGGAGCUUUUUUCCAAGCAAGGGAGUUUUCUUUUACUUUCAAGUGUCCGCGGGAUUUCGAUCCUAGGUCGAUGCCAGAGGGUUGGUGGCUGUCGCAAGAUGUCGUAUGCGUGUUCACGUCGUUUCGACUUCAUCGAACGAUCCAAAACGUGAAUUAUCUUCUUCUCUGUCUUGCAUUUGUCGCUGUGCUCUACGGCCUUAUUUGGUGCUUCACUCGCCAUGCUAAAGUUUUAGGCUACAGAGAAAUCGCUCUCUUUGCAUUUAACUCUUGCCUUCGUCCCGAGGAUUACGUGCACAGUGGUUGGUUUAAGCCAAGGAUCAUGAACGAUUUAGACUUUCUGUUAAUACGACUUUUUCAGGCGGACUCAGGCUGUGGAAACGUCUUUAAAGACAUUCAGAUAGAGAGGGAGCUGAGAAAGGAGGUGAGAAAGGAUCACGAAUAUCUUUACCUUCUUCUGGAUGCAAUGAAAGACAGCAGACGCGCUCAGAAACGAGCAAAGCAGCCUUCGCAACCACAGACUGAAAGAAAGCAAUCAGGUCAACCGCCAGCACGCUGUGGGUUCUCAGUAGUGCGAAGAACAUUUAAUUCAUAA